AUGGACUCAAGCUACCAAUGUGUAGGAGAUGAGGAAGAUCCAGCUCAGCCUUCCAGUCAUGUCUUUGAAUGGGCCCUGUCAGGGAACACAGCAGCCUUGGAGCACCUGGGCAGGCUGUACCCCAAGCAGCUGUCCAUGCGGGAUGUGGGCGGGGCCAGCCCCAUGCACUACGCCACCGUGGGACGGUGCCACCGUGCCAUGCAGCUCAUCGUCAAGGCAGCUGGGGCACAAGAGCUGGAUGCACAGGAUGUUGAAGGCAGCACAUCGCUACACUGGGCUGUGGACCGGAACCUUCUAGAGAGCUGUGAGGCUCUGCUCAGCCUAGGGGCCGACCCCAACAUCCUCAAUGCCGCCCUCAUGUCGCCACUCCACCUGGCCGUCAGCCUGAAACACAACACCCUGCUAAGUGUGCUACUUUCCAACAAGAAAAUAGACAUCAACCUUCAGGGUAACCAUGGAAACACGGCUGUGAUGUUGGCUUGCUCUGUCGACAACUGUGAGGCACUGAGCAUACUGUUCAGGCACGGAGCGGUCAUGUGCCGGCAGAACAAGCUGGGGCAUUUUGCCGUCCACGCAGCUGCCUUCGCUGGGUCACAGAGGGCCAUGGAGGCAAUUCUGAAAAGAGGUGAGGAGAUGGGCCACACGGUGGAGGCGCACAUAAACUACGCAGACAAGUCCUUCAGCAGCCCUCUUCACUUAGCUGUACGCGGAGGAAGCAUUGACGUCAUAAAACUGUGUAUUGCUAAAGGAGCAAAAAUUGAUAAGCAGCAGAGUGACAAAUCCACAGCCCUCCACCUGGCCUGCACACAGGGGGCACUGGAGGUGGUCAAGCUCAUGUUGUCGGCGUACGACAGGGUUGAGGACAUAAUCAACAUCACUGACGGGGCACUGCACACACCCCUGCACAGGGCCACCAUUUUUGAUCACAUGGAGUUGGCAGAGUUCCUCAUUCUGAAGGGCGCAGAUAUCAACUGCAUUGACUGUAAAGGAAACUCCCCCUUGCUUCUGGCUACCAGCUGUCAAGCUUGGAGAACUGUGAACGUUCUACUGUCACAUGGAGCAGAUCUGAAAAUUAAGGACAAUUCUGGCUGCAACUUCUUGCAUUUGGCUGUUUUGCAACCAAAAGGACUGAAAAACCUUUCAGAAGAUAUUCUGCAGCUGGACGAUGUGAAGGCCCUGCUGAGUGAGGAGGAUCAGGAAGGCUGCACCCCCUUGCACUACGCUUGCAGACUCGGCAUCCUGGAUUCUGUCAAAAACAUGUUGGGUCUCAACGUCUCGCUGGGCCACAAGUCCAAAGAGAAGAAGUCUGCACUUCACUUUGCAGCUGAGUACGGACGGAUCAACACGUGCCAAAGGCUCCUGGAGAACAUGACAGACACAAAGCUAUUAAACGAGGGAGAUGAGUGCGGCCUGACACCCCUACACCUGGCUUCUCGUGGCGGGCACAUCAAGGUGGUGCAGCUUCUGCUCAGGAAGGGGGCCUUGUUUCACAGCGAUUAUAAAGGUUGGACCAGCUUGCAUCACGCCGCAGCAGAAGGUUACACGCAGACCAUGACUGUUCUCCUGGGGUCAAAUAUCAAGCUACUGGACAGGGUGGAUGAGGAUGGGAGCACAGCCCUGCAUGUGGCUGCCAGGGGAGGCCAAGCCGGGGCGGUCAAGUUGCUGCUGAAUAUGGGGGCUCAGAUCACACUCAACAAGAGUGACGCUUCCUUCCUGCAUGAAGCAGUGCAUCAUGGGAGAAAGGAGGUGACCAAUGUCACGAUCGAGAACGACAGAUGUGAAGAAGCCCUCACUACGUUUAAGCUGGACUCGGCUAAAGGCUACCCUGUGAUCAGCCUGAUAGAGAACCUUCCAGAGUCUUUCAAGUUCCUUCUAGACACAUGUGUCAAGGAAUCGGAUGAUGACCCCAACAGUCACAAUUAUUCUAUCGAGUAUAAUUUCCAGUGGCUGCAAGCUCCGGUUAAGUUUGUACAGCAAGCCAAACAAGAUAAGGACAGAACAAUUCAGCCGCUUUGGGCACUCAAUACGAUGGUGCACUUUAAUCGCAUAGAACUGCUCACUCAUCCCGUCUGCAAAAAAUAUUUGGAAAUGAAAUGGAAUGCUUAUGGCAUCAAAGCACAUCUACUCAACCUGUCCGUCUACUGCCUCGGUCUGCUGCCACUGUCCUACCUCAUUGUGACCAUGAAGCCCACUUACCAAACAUCACCCACUGCAAAUGGAACCAACAUCACCAUGACCUUUAACUCGGACAAGCCUAUCUUUGCCACCAUCUGCAUGUUCCUGGUCCUGGUCAUGAACCUGUACAUAGUCGGCAAGGGGGUGAUACAGAUAAGUCGACAGCAUUGCAAAUUCUUCCAAGAGAUCUGCAAUAGCCUUGACUGGCAAUCUGCCAUCUCCUCCCUAGUCUUUGUGAUUGCUCUUCUUCUGAACAGCCAAGGGACGUUCCACUGGAGAGCAGGGGCUUGGGGAGUCCUCGCAUCCUGGAUCAACUUCCUGCUCUACUUGCAGAGAUUUGAACAUUUUGGAAUCUAUGUGGUGAUGUUCAGAGAGAUCAUGUGCACCUUCAUCAGCAUCAUCAUCCUCUUCUUCUUCCUGAUGCUCGCCUUCGCCCUUGCAUUUUAUGCCCUCAUGGUUGGACAGAAAUAUUUUAACAGGCUGGAGCUCUCCGUGAUGCAGACCUUCGUCAUGAUGGCUGGGGAAAUAAACUACCAGGACAACUUCCUCGAGCCAUACCUCAAGGGCAACCUGCCCUUCCCCUACGAUUCCUACAUUCUCUUCGUCUGGUUUCUGCUCAUGGUGCCCAUCCUGCUCAUGAAUCUACUAAUUGGUCUGGCCGUUGGGGACAUUGCAGAGGUACAGAAGGAUGCUGUUCUGAAGCGCAUAGCUAUGCAGAUUGACCUUCACACCAAUCUGGAGGAGAAAAUGCCACACUGGUUCAUGAGACGUGUCGACAAGGACUCGAUCGUAGUCUAUCCAAACAGAUCAUGCAAAAGCAAAGCUUUCUGGUUGUGGGGGAAAUACAGUGAGGCCCAUAGUCCUCUGAGCAUAUCCCGCUGUCAGCUAAACCCCGUGGAACAGGAGUUAAAUAAGCAGAAGAACAGGCUAAAGCAAAUGUCACGGGUGUUGGAGAAUCAGCACAGCCUUCUAAAGCUGAUCAUCCAGAAAAUGGAGAUCGUCUUGGAGGCUGAAGAAUCAGAUGGACCGCAGCAGUUCCGUGAUGUGCCCGCUAAGAAUAAAGUUUGUAAAUCUAGACGGUGGGGGCCGGUGCUGAAGGCUGUGAUGAAAAGAAAUGACGUCGCACACGCGGAGCGUGCAACGAAUCGGAUGUGACAUCACAAGGCAGGGAUCACAAGAGUGUGGAAGUGAUACAGUAAAACACAUCCAUACGUAUUUAAAUUGGAGAAUGUUAUGUUUACGAAUACGGUGUUGUAAUUUUAAUUUUAACGUGAAACUUCAUGUCAGUGCAAGUAAUAUGUUUGGUCUUGGUGUCACAGUCGUUCAUCGUUUCUGUAAUCUCAUGCACCUUUCUCAGUUGUGAUACAAAUAAAUGCAAUGGAGAUCUCCAAAACGAGUUGUGUUUAUU
Messenger RNA from Brienomyrus brachyistius, 3583 nucleotides. RefSeq names its product transient receptor potential cation channel, subfamily A, member 1a (gene trpa1a). Lineage: Eukaryota; Metazoa; Chordata; Actinopteri; Osteoglossiformes; Mormyridae. Gene Ontology annotation, cellular component: membrane. Gene Ontology annotation, biological process: monoatomic ion transport; transmembrane transport. Gene Ontology annotation, molecular function: protein binding; monoatomic ion channel activity. The record is from RefSeq and is a predicted model, not a curated record. The coding region runs from base 1 to 3330 and encodes 1109 amino acids. The transcript has 27 exons.